Messenger RNA from Austrofundulus limnaeus, 1307 nucleotides. Its product is annotated as gastrula zinc finger protein XlCGF49.1. Gene Ontology annotation, molecular function: RNA polymerase II cis-regulatory region sequence-specific DNA binding; DNA-binding transcription factor activity, RNA polymerase II-specific. The coding region runs from base 148 to 888 and encodes 246 amino acids. The record is from RefSeq and is a predicted model, not a curated record. Lineage: Eukaryota; Metazoa; Chordata; Actinopteri; Cyprinodontiformes; Rivulidae. Gene Ontology annotation, biological process: regulation of transcription by RNA polymerase II. Gene Ontology annotation, cellular component: chromatin; transcription regulator complex; PcG protein complex. The transcript is spliced from 2 exons.
GGUGAGGAGCAGCAGCUCCACGGGACAGACCUCCAACAGCAUCAUGACUGUAAGGAGGAGGAUCAGACGCUUWGUGACCCGGAGAGGAGCUGCGGUCUGGACCAGGAGGAACCAGAACCUCCACAGGAGAAACCAGAGCCUUCACUGAUGAAAGAGGAAGAGGAGGAUCUCUGCAUCAGUCAGGCUGAAGACCAGCAGGUUCUGAAGAUGGAGGCUGAGACCUUCAUGGUGACUGUUGACUUUGAGGAAAGAGACCAGUGGGAACCAGAACCAAACAGGGKCCAAAUCCUUACCCAGAACUUUCCUGYGCCUGAGAACCAGGACCAGGAAGAUGCAGGYCCGUCUGGAGUCAGAGAACUUCCUGUUUCAGAAAAUCAAACAGAUGAAAAACCAGUAAAAUGUGACAUUUGUGGGAAAGGCUUUAAGCGGAAUCAUCAGAUGAGAGACCAUAGAAGAGUCCACACUGGUGAGAAACCCUUUCCCUGUAAGUUCUGUGGUAAAUGCUUCAAAAGAAGCGACGAGUUAUUGAGCCACGUUCGAAUCCACACAGGUGAGAAGCCCUUCACAUGUAAGAUAUGUGGGAAAAGUUUCACCCAGGGUGGUCAGUUAGCGUACCACGUCAAGAUCCACACGGGUGAGAAGCCCUACCCAUGUCAAACCUGUGGGAAAUGCUUUGGCCGACGUGGUCAGUUAGCGUGCCACAUUAAGAUCCACACAGGUGAGAAGCCCUAUGAGUGUCAAACCUGCGGCAAGUGUUUCGCUGAGAAGUAUAUCUUGGUUGCACACAUGAGGACUCACACAGGUGAGAAGCCUUUUUCCUGUCCAGUGUGUAGCAAACGAUUCACGCAGAGAAGCAACCUGACUGCACACGUGAAAAGACACCGGUGAGAAGUCCCCGUGCAGCGACAGCUGAAAUAAAGCUCCAGUUUAGCAGCUGUGCAGUCGCUGUGUUGUUUCUGUUUGAUGUGGGCUGCAGGGGGAGGGGCUAACACAAGAGCUGAAGAGAAAUCGGUUCCAAAGCUGUUUUGUAUGAUAUGAGAUUAAGAUUUAAACUGUAAAUCAGUAAUGAUCUUCUUUGUAUUUUUUAUAUAAUUUUUUUAUUUUAAUCUAAGAAAUAGAUCGUUAGAUUUUUUCCUGUUUUGCUAAUGAGACAUUCAGCUGAAUCUGGUUCUUUAUGGGUGAAAAGCUUCUUUGUUUCCUGAAUAAAUCAACUCUUUUUCAGAUAAAGCUUGAUUAUUGUGAAUGUUUUGUUUUAUGAACAUUAUUUCUGAUUGAAAUAAAAAUACAGAAGAAAAUAAACAUCUUUG